CAAGACAGACAAAAAUAAUCGGAUUCUUUAGACAAACACCUGAGCGACCGAAAUCUCCUUUGAAUCAGAAGUCCACGGUGGUUAGUUCGACAGAAUUCAAGAGCAAUGGUUCCGUUUUCGGAGACAGUUCAAGCUUCAUCAUUCCCGGGACUCCUGAACCAGGUCACUGCAGCCCCCUUGCCCCCUGCUCCUCAUCUCCCAGUUUGUCAGCCCGUCCAGCUCUCAUCCCCAUUCAUGUGAACCCCGGAACCUCCACCCCGAUCAAGAACCGUAAGCAUGUAGUACACAAGCGAUCCUCCUUGACCGUACGCCGACAAGCUGAACUUCUUGAAAAACACAGUGUCCAACUGCUACCUGAUAUAGACAUUCCUAAUGAAUCUGAACAAAUGCGUGCGGACAGGCAAGCGAAUGCAGCUGCUAAGCUACGUCGUGGGAAUUAUGAUGGACUAAAUUAUGCCCCGAUCGAUCAAGUUAAGCGUAAUCUGCUGGUUCAAGCAGGUGAAGUCAGAUCAACUUUUAACCCUCGCUCUCACCUACUUGUAUCCAAAGCUAUUGCUCUAAGCAACCGGAAUUUACCCUCAAGUAAACGAGCACCUGAAGAUGCUUCAGCUGGUGUCAGAAAAUGUGCUCGUCUUGAGGAGAACAGCCUGUCAACUGACGGCUUCCCGUCACUUGGACGAGGUAUUAAACGUACCAUAGUGAAAUCCGAAACGUCCAGCAGUGUUGAAGUUCGUUUGGACACUCUGGAAACCAUUGCAAUUAAGGAGAUCUUAGAUUCAGUGGACAUUCCAGAUCAAGUAAAGACACCCGUCAUCAACUCCUCAUCUUUGUCCCGGUCUUCUACAAAACCUGAAAAUUCCGCGUGCGGUGAUGGCGGUCAGCUCCAGGACGAGGUUUAUCGUUUGGCAUCUAGACAUUUAACUGAAAGUGAUGAACAACAGCUUGAAGUUAACGAAUCUCUGGGGCAACUGGACCUGAGUAAUUGGUCUCCUGAGUACCAACCCACAUUUGGUUCUCCCCAAAAGGAUCCCCAAUGUUUACUCCCCAUACGACCAUUUUAUAGGGGCACUGUUACGAAAAUAGACCACACUAGAAGUCGAACCCAAAUGUCCCUUUCUUUGGCUGCGGAUUGUUUGACCAGUGCAUUUCCAGACGGUACGGGUAUGUGUCACUCGCUGAGUGUUGAUCUGUUGGGCUCAUGGUGUGAUACUGAGCUGCGAAUUGGGGACACCAUCCACAUUGUGCCAUCGUCGGACAGUUGCUCCGGGCAAAGGACGCAUCUAAGUAUCGAUGACAACAAUCCAGCCUCUGUGAUAUCUUCAUCAGACCACAUCCCUACGGUACUCAUUCAGCAUCCGGAUUUUUUAUUGUCUGGGACUAAAUUGGUCUCAAGUUUUUUCUGCGAACGACGCACAGUUAUUGAAGAGUUUUGGUCUUCGUUCGAGGAUGCUGCUGUUGAAAUCAACUCUAUAGGUGACCGUCCUGCUCCUGGACGUGUCAUGCUAAUCGGGAGCUUCGUUCACGAGCUUCUCCAAAAGUUAGUUGUCACUCUCAAACCGACGAAAAGUAGUGCCAAUCAGCUUAUCUCUUCCAUUCUAUAUCGACCCGACAGCAUUUUGCAAAUGUACGGUUGCGGAGUCGAACUAGACGAAAUGCGUUCCUCCCUCGGUCCCUACGUCACGAAAGUUUUGCGCUGGAUUGAAGUGAACUGCUGUAACUUUUCUACUGGGACUUGUUCGUUGCCCGGUUGCACUUCAACUUACCCGAUUGUACACAAAGUUGUUAAUGUCGAGGAGAACUUUUGGUCCACGAAGUUUGGCAUCAAAGGCAGGGUCGAUCUGUCAGUUCUUGGGCAUGUAUCCCACCCAGCAGCCCCCCAUACACGCGGCAAACAGCUUUCUCUGAUCCCAAUAGAAUUGAAAACCGGUCGUCCGAGCUAUUCGAUAGAACACAAGGGCCAGGUGUUACUCUAUCUCCUAAUGCUGCUUGACCGCUAUGGUCCUACGUACACUUCGGCGCUUCCAGAGCUUAUAUCUACCGCCAGUACCGGGUGGCUUGUGUAUCUGCAGGAUGAUUCCAUCACACCGGACAACAGAAAGCCCCAUCCCGGCUUCGUCUUUCCUCAAGCAGACAGUUUUCGUGGGUUGUUGCAAACUAGGAACCGCCUAGUCACUCACCUUUGGAGACUGAUCUGCUCACUGUUGAACGGGAACGUAUCUGAUCCAGCCUCGUGGAUGCCACCAAUACCUCAACCAACAAAACAGUUACGGUCCUGUCAACUGUGUCCCGUUCAGAUGGCUUGUAGCUUGCUAGACGCCUCUUGUGCUCCUGUACCCAAUGGAACUAAGUGUCGUACUGUUCUGGAUGAAGUAGACUUACACUCGGUUCCUCAGCUUCUCAGCAGUAAACGGGCGCAUUUAAAUCCUUCCCAUUUGAGUUUCUUCAUGCGAUGGUGUACACUACUCCUACUUGAAUACGCCUAUUCUGACCGUUUGGAUGCAGUGAUCGGUCGAAUUGUGUCUUCUAAAACCUCAUCGGUCAAGACCGCACCAGACGUAGCCGUUAUAUCUACCUCUCAUUGUUUCGAUGGUAUAAGUCAUUUGGCCGAAAAACGAUGUUUACCACUCCGUUCUGCGGUCCUGAUAAACAGCUAUCAUUUGGUACACAAUGAAAUCGACUCCUACUUUGACAUUUUUAUUUCAUCUGUUCACAGUGGUGUCCGUCGAUUGAAGGUUUGUUCCGCGUUCCCUGUAUCGGGCCAUUGGAAGACUGUGUUAAUUCCCGAACGAAGAACCUCUCAAAUAUCUGAAGUGUGCAUGGGAGUCGGCGAAUUUGUGAUCGUAAGCAGCGAUGACAGUCGCCACGUUGGUUUGACGCUUGGGACUAUCGUGCCUUUUACCCAUGAAGUUGUGCAACAACUCGACAAUCGGGCACCUGUUGUUUCAUCCAUUUCACGGACUAACUGUAUUGUACUUCAAACUGAUCGUGCGCUUCCCACAUGGGUUGACCUAUUCCGCUUGGAUCGCUACGUUUCGUCCAAGGCAGUUCAGCUGAACUUGUCAAACAUGGUCGGUCUAAUGCAACGCACCUCCACUGGGCAUUUGAAUACGUGUCAAAAGACGGCAGUUCUACGUGUUCUAAUGGCCAACCACUAUGUUCUCAUCAAAGGCUAUCCGGGUACUGGGAAAACGGAAACUUUGGCGUCGCUGUUACGUGUGCUGAUACGGCUGGGACAAAAGGUGUUAGUUGUUGCCCAUACUCACUCAGCCGUGGAUAAUCUGUUGGUGCGACUGAUUAAGAGUGGUGAACAAAAGAUACUUCGUCUCGGACCAACUGACAGAGUUAAUCCGGAACUAUUGGCUUGUACUUUUGAACAUAUGCUGCAUCAACAGAUCAAAAGUGCUGGUUCAACAACGGACCCGAUUGCCUUUGUUCGUCAGUGUUUAGAGGAUUCUGCCGUUGUGGGUUGCACAGCACUCGCUGCUAGUGGAGGGUCUGGAGCCCAGCAUCCGGCGUUGUGUCGAACUCGAUUCGAUCUCAUCUUGGUGGACGAAGCUAGUCAAUUACUGCUCCCCACUUCCAUUGGUGCUUUACUUUGCCUUCGUUCGAUGGACGAAUCAACAGAUCGUCGAAGCCGUUUUGUUCUGGUUGGAGACCCACAUCAGUUACCACCUUUGGUACAAAGCAACGAAGCGCGGAAAGCUGGCUUGGAUCGCAGUCUGUUCACUCAUUUGCUGGCUAUGAACGAACCGGAAUCCGUUUCACCUGUUUCUCCAAAGUCCGGGUGUGUGGUUGCCUUAAAUCUCCAAUAUCGAAUGAACUCACCCAUCCUUCGAUUAGCGAAUGAGCUAUCCUACUCGAACGCAAUGAAGGCUAUUGAUGCCUCUGUCGCAAACGGAACACUUGCAGACCGGUUGACCCUUUCUUUUGAACAAGUGGUUCGCGUUCCUGAUACCAGUAAAAUUCCGUUGUGGUUGACGCGUGCAGUGAGUGCUCAGUUGGAGGACGCUACGCUGUUCCUUGAUACUUCCCAGUGGCAUAGUCCUGAAGAGUACAAGGGCAUGGAUCUCAAGUUCAGCAAUCCAACUGAAGCUAAGUUGGUCGUCUUUCUCCUGAAUUCAUUGAUAAUGCGUGGAUUGCGUCCCGAAGACGUCGGUGUUAUUUCUCCUCAUCGAAGCCAAGUAGGACUAUUGCGACGUCUGCUCACUGAAACUCCUAUUUCUAAUCCUGGGGACUCAGUCCUGUCAGACGUGGAAGUAAACACAGUCGAUCAGUUUCAGGGUCGUGAUAAACGAGCAGUGAUUCUAUCUCUCACAGUGUGUACACAUGGUCGAGUACAAACAAGCACCUCUUCUGAUGGACCUGGCAAACAUUCUCGGACUGCUCUUCUAGAGGACUCUGCCAGACUUACCGUCGCCCUAACGAGAGCGAAACACAAGCUGCUCAUCAUUGGGUGCUCGGGUUUGGAAAAUGGGGCUUCAGUACCUUCGCCCACAAACAGUGGAACUUUGAGCAAACUGUUUACUCUGAUGCAUAACGUCAGUAGCUGGGAGGUUCUUGACCCGAAAGACCAUUCCAUUCUCGAGGAUUUCAAGUUUUCAUAGCCCUGAAUCCCACUGACAGAAAAUUUUAUGCUGCUAUUUAUGUAUAUUUUUCCAAAAAGUUUUUUAUGUAUCCCAGAUUAGAUCGUUGCGUGAUUUGAUGUGUUCGUUCUUUUAUUUUCUGAAACAAAUGCCGUUUAAUGUCGUUUUUAUCAUUAUGGGUGCUCCUUUUCAUUGUCAAACGAGUCAGCCCAGCGGUCUUCCGUAUGGCGUUCCAAAUGCAAGAGCCACCAUCGUAAAUUCGCGUACAUCCAAGCCGUUUACGUUUUUCCUGUUCACUUCUUUCCCUGAGGUGUUGUUGCUGCUGUCGCGACAUUCACCAGCUGCUGCUGCCUUUUUGUGUUUACAACGGCCUACUUACG
Opisthorchis viverrini is the source of this 4963-nucleotide messenger RNA. RefSeq lists its product as hypothetical. The record is from RefSeq and is a predicted model, not a curated record. Gene Ontology annotation, biological process: replication fork reversal. Gene Ontology annotation, molecular function: helicase activity; 5'-flap endonuclease activity. NCBI's taxonomy places the organism in Eukaryota, Metazoa, Platyhelminthes, Trematoda, Opisthorchiida, Opisthorchiidae. The transcript has 24 exons. The annotation marks the transcript as partial. Gene Ontology annotation, cellular component: cytoplasm.